ACAAAGCUUACUCAAGCUAUUGUGUAUCAACAUGAUGCCGCUCUACAACAAAUUGGUUCACAACAUACAGUUCUUUCCUGAACUGUGAGCGCUGGGGAUUGGGAGUGUCAUUGUGGUGCUCUUCUCGACCCGCUUGGGAGCUUUGAAUUGAGAACGAAAAUGAAACUCGAAUUAGUAAGGAAGCUCGAGAGUUGACCGUCCCGCUGCCAAGUCUUUUGUCUAAUUUUAAGAUGGAUAAAUGGAAUGGAUGUCUAAAUAACAUGAACUGGACUUGGUGAAGCAAUACUUCUUUCGAGCGGAUCGGCAAGGCUGAGAAAGUGGCUUGUGCGAAGCGGGCAAGGCCACCUCGAAGUCUUCAACUCCGAGUCAGCACAACAUUUCCAACAUCGUCCACCAAGAACCAAGUGCAAUUCGAAACCAUGUCACGAACGAAGGCGGCAGCUCGGAAAGGGCCCGCAGGCCGUGCGUAUCGAGAGAACAUGAAGACGCCCGAGGGACGACAGCGGAACCAGGAAAACCAAAAGCGAAAUAAGGAGGAGAGAAAAGCCGCCAAAGCAGCCAAACGCGCCCAACACCAUGCCGAAACUUCGGCUCCUCUCCAACGUCUAGCUGGGGGAAGUAAGGAGGACGCGGGGAAGAAACGUUCGGCAGUGAUCAAGGAAAUUGGGGAGUCUAUGCCGUUGGAUUCUGCGAACGUGAGAAGUACGACCAACAAUCCUUCCACCAGCUCGACCGAUGCUCCGAAGAUGGGAACGGAGCUUGAGAAGACCCACGAUGUCACGAGUAUGAGCAUUAUAUCCUCGUCACACAUCCAGCAAAAAGUCACUCGAGCCCUCGACAUCCUCUCCGAAUACCCCACCAUCCCGCCAGCGAAGCCGAAAGUCGUGAUGCUUUAUUCCAAAGCUGCUGUUGCGUCGAAGAUGAUUUCAGUUGCCGAGAUCGUGAAGAGGGAGAUUGUCAAGAAUGGUGGAAAGUGGUUUCAGUACAAUAAGUUGGGUCAGGUUAUGGAGGAGAAAAGGCAUAAGGAAGGAGAUGCAAAGAAGGAGAAGGGUGCUGGGGCAGAUAGAUCUCUGGCUGAGAAUGAAGAUGAGGAUGCUGGUCAUGAGAGUGAGGGGGGCUUUGAGACUAUGAAGACUCCGUUUGAGAGGGCGAUUGAAGGAAAGCCGAAGAUCAGGGCUAUUCCGGUCAUGGCGCUGUGUCUCUCGAGGGUACGGAUUGAUAGUUUGAGGAAGGACCACACCGAGCAGACGAAUGGCUUGGAGCUCCCAAAGCGUUGAGGUUCAGUUGCGUUGCACGUGGGGACUUGAAAAGGAAUCGGCGUUAGGUCUACAAAGAUACCCGUUGCUGGUGCUCCGGAAGAUAGCACGCAAUAUGCGGACAGAAACACUGUCAUAUUCAAUCGAUCAUGCCCUUUCUGACGAAGCUUUUAUGUGACCGA
This is a messenger RNA of Hyaloscypha bicolor E, 1438 nucleotides long. RefSeq lists its product as uncharacterized. Gene Ontology annotation, molecular function: nucleic acid binding. NCBI's taxonomy places the organism in Eukaryota, Fungi, Ascomycota, Leotiomycetes, Helotiales, Hyaloscyphaceae. The transcript has 2 exons. Bases 420 to 1277 code for a protein of 285 amino acids. The record is from RefSeq and is a predicted model, not a curated record.